GCAGCGCAUCAAAAACCUAGAAUCCCAUCCUCCAUCACCCCUCUUUCCCAAAUUGCACCGUCAAACACAAAACCCCCAGAAAACCCUAACCACUCUCUAAUUUCUUCAUCUUCUCCUCCUCCAAGCAAACAACUUAACAGAAAAUCGCCAUGGGAACUCCAGAGACCUCUCGGGAACCGUGCCCCGACCGGAUCCUCGAUGACAUCGGCGGCGCCUUCGGCAUGGGCGCGGUCGGCGGCUCCGCCUUUCACUUCCUCAAGGGCAUCUACAACUCCCCCAGGGGCUCGCGUCUCGUCGGCGGAUCCCAAGCCGUUCGCAUGAACGCGCCGCGCGUCGGCGGGAGCUUUGCCGUCUGGGGAGGCCUCUUCUCCGCCUUCGACUGCACCAUGGUCUACGUCCGCCAAAAGGAGGAUCCUUGGAACUCGAUCAUCGCCGGCGCCGCCACCGGCGGCUUCCUCCAGAUGCGCCAGGGGCCCGCGGCCUCGGGCCGCUCCGCUCUCUUCGGUGGCGUCCUAUUGGCCCUGAUCGAAGGGGCCGGGAUCAUGCUCAACAAGGUUCUCAGCCAGCAACAGCAGAUGCCGAUUAUGAUCGAAGAGCCGCCGCCGAAUGUUGCCUCGAUUCCCGGUUUCCCUCCUAUGGGGCAGAUACCGGGGCGGUUGCCUGGUCAGCAGGUUCCGGAGGUUGCGGUGGGUUCGGCGAGCAGUUCGGAUUCGGCCGAUUCCGGUUCGUUUGUCGGAGGGUGGUUCGGUGGAGGGAAGAAGAAGGAGCCUCAGGCGUCGAGUAGUGGAAGCGAGACGAAGAUUCUGGAGAGUUUCGAUGCGCCGCCGGUGCCGAGUUUCGAGUACAAGUGAUUUUCUUAAGAGGGUUUUUGGGUCAAAAAAGGGAUUUUCUUUGGAGGUAUGCUUGUGAAAGAGAGGGGUUUGAUGAGGAUCGCAAAUGCAAAAAUAAUUAUACAAGCACACAAUCUAGAUUGUGUUUUUACUUCGAUAUUGAAGCUUCUAUGUAUGCCACAAUUUUUAGUUUUGAGAUAUAGUUAUUUAUAAAAUUUUGUCUUCAACA
Molecule: messenger RNA, 1059 nt
Organism: Morus notabilis
Lineage: Eukaryota; Viridiplantae; Streptophyta; Magnoliopsida; Rosales; Moraceae
Product: mitochondrial import inner membrane translocase subunit TIM17-2
Exons: 1
Coding region: 150-851 (233 amino acids)
Biological process (GO): protein import into mitochondrial matrix
Cellular component (GO): TIM23 mitochondrial import inner membrane translocase complex; mitochondrial inner membrane
Molecular function (GO): transmembrane protein transporter activity
Source: RefSeq, a predicted model, not a curated record